CCCCGACUGUUUGCCCGCAAGCGGAGGGCGACAUGGGCUAGUAUCGUGCGUUGGGACAGGCGGGGGAAGUGCAGGGAGAAGUGGAGCCAUUGGCUGUGUCUGGGGGGUACUUUCGGAUUAGCCAGAAGGCAACACCGCCGGAGACUAGUUCUGCAAAUUGGUGACAGAAAGCAAGCAUUGUUAUUUAAGAAUGGAAGAGGAUACAGAUUUUAGAAUCCGGUUUAGUUCUUUGUGUUUUGUUACUGAUCAUGUUGGAUUUCGUGGCACUAUAAAAAGCUCACCAAGUGAUUUUGUUGUUAUAGAGAUUGAUGAACAGGGACAAUUAGUUAAUAAGGCACCAAGUAAACUGAUUAGUAAAGUACUACCUGAGCCAAAUAACUUUGCCAAAAAGACAAAACUUGAUCUUCAGAAUUUGUCCUUUGAAGAGGGAAGCAACCAAGAAGUUAGUAUUUUUGCUGGGUGCUCUGGUGCUGAUCAAUAUCAUCAAUCUGGUUCAGAAAGGGAAGAUACUAUCAGUGAUGGAACUUCCAAAGGCGAAGAAGAAACAGUUGAUGUUUUAGGUACCUUGUUAGAUGAAAAAACUAACGAACUACUGAAUCACUUUGCCUGUGAUAUAAAAGAGAAGUGGAAUUCUAAAACUGAGCUAAUUGGAUCAUCUCCUGAAUUCUCAUUAGGCAGAAUCCUUGACAAAAACCAGAGGGCUAUUCUGCACAGUGCUAUUAGGCAGAAAUUUCCUUUUUUAAUAACUGUAGGUAAAAACAGUGAGAUUGUUGUAAAACCAAAUCUUGAGUAUAAGGAACUCUGUCACUUGGUAUCUGAAGAAGAAGCAUUUGACUUUUUUAAAUAUUUGGAUGCAAAAAAAGAAAAUUCCAAAUUUACUUUUAAACCUGAUACAAACAAAGACCACAGAAAAGCUGUCCACCAUUUUGUCAACAAAAAGUUUGGAAACCUUGUGGAAACCAAAUCUUUCCCUGAGCUCAAUUACAGUGCUGGGAAUCCAAAUGUAGCAAUAACAGUAAGAUUUCGGGAAAAAACACACAAGCACAGGAAGAGGUCUCUUUUUGAGUACCGGGAUAGAAAAGUUAUAUAUACAGCCUUUACGCUACGGAAAGAAAAUCUGGAAAUGUUUGAAGCAGUUGGUUUUUUAGCUAUGAAACUUGGUGUGAUUCCUUCAGAUUUUAGUUAUGCAGGCCUUAAAGACAAGAAAGCUGUCACCUAUCAAGCAAUGGUUGUUAGAAAAGUGACUCCAGAGAGGUUGAAAAAUAUUGAAAAAGAAAUUGAAAAGAAAAGAAUGAAUGUGUUUAAUAUUCGAUCUAUAGAUGAUUCCCUUAGACUUGGUCAGCUCAAAGGAAAUCACUUUGAUAUUGUCAUCAGAAAUUUAAAAAACCAGAUAAAUGACUCUGCAAACCUGAAAGACAGAAUUUUAGAGGCAAUAGAAAAUGUUAAGAAUAAAGGGUUUGUAAAUUACUAUGGACCGCAGAGAUUUGGGAUGGGAAGGAAAGUUCACACUGACCAGAUUGGAUUGGCUUUGCUGAAGAGUGAAAUGGUGGAGGCUGUAAAAUUAUUUCUUACACCAGAAGAUUUGGAUGAUCCUGUAAACAGAGCAAAGAAAUAUUUUCUUCAAACUGAGGAUGCUAAAGGCACACUUUCAUUGAUGCCUGAAUUCAAAGUUCGAGAGAGAGCAUUGUUGGAGUCACUGCAUCGCUUUGGCAUGACGGAGGAGGGUUGUAUCCAGGCGUGGUUCUCUUUUCCCCAUUCUAUGCGCAUAUUCUACGUUCAUGCAUAUAGCAGUAAAAUUUGGAAUGAGGCAGUAUCCUACAGACUUGGAACCUAUGGGUCAAGAGUAGUAGAGGGUGAUUUGGUCUGUUUGGGUGAAGAUGUUGACGAUGAACAUUUCCCAAAUAAUAAAGUUCAUCUAGUAACUGAAGAAGAGGAAUCAGCUAACACAUAUGCAAUACAUCAGGUGGUUCUUCCAGUGCUUGGAUACAAUAUUCAGUACCCGAAGAACAAAGUAGGGCAGUGGUACCAGGAAAUACUUAGCAGAGAUGGACUACAGACAUGUAGGUUUAAAGUACCUACUCUGAAACUGAAUGUUCCAGGAUGCUAUAGACAGAUAUUGAAAUGUCCCCACAAUGUCUCAUACCAACUAAAGGAAGAACAUGAUACUGAUGUCAAAAUGGAAGGUUCCCACAUUGGUGAAGCAACUUUAUCUCUUUUGAUCUCUUUUGAUCUUGAUGCUUCGUGUUAUGCUACGGUCUGUCUGAGGGAGAUAAUGAAGCAUGACUUUUAGAACCAUUAGCCUUGAUCUAAUCAUAUCUGUCAUUCUUUAGAAGAGAGGGAGCUAAAAUUUCUGGAGCAUCUACCAUUUACCAGGAGCUUUAUAAUUGUUAUCUCCUGUAAUUACAAAACAUCCUGAGGAACUAGGAAUUUGAUGCUGAUGUUCUAGAGGACAUAGAGCUAGUAAGUGGCAGCGUUUGAAUUUAAGACUGCAAAGCUUAUGUUCUUUCUAUGAUCUAAUGUUUCAGUGACCUUUAUUCUGUGCUAUAAAGUUUACAAUCUUUCUGGACUAUUCAGAGCAUAUAAUACUGCAAGGUAACAUGUAAAAAACAUGUUUGGAGUAAUGUUGAUAUCCUCUACUUGCUUAGAAUGUAGAUGAAACUAGAUUUUAAUGAAAGCGUAUGGUUAGAGAGAAAGAUAAAUGAAGCAUUUUGUUAAUUUUUAUUGUCAUUCUCCAUUUUUGAAAUCAUUUAUCAGAAUAAUACAUUAGGGAAAUAUAAUUUCUAUUAUGGUAGCUACCCGGGGUAAUUUACCUCUUUAUGAGAUAAAUAAUCUUCGGUGAAGAUUGAAAUAAAAUUUUUCAUACGAUUUCCUUAUCUCGAUAUACAUUGACCCUCUUGAUUUUCUGUGAUUCUUUUCUCUGUCAUCAAAAACAAAUUUUAGAGUCAGACAGAUCUGGGCUCAGACUCCAGCUCUGACACUUACAAGUCACUUUGGGUAUGUUGUUGACUCUUUUUGACACUUACUAAAGAAUCAGGACAGCACAACCUCAUAAGCAACAAGUAAUAGAAUUGUCUCCACCUUUUAUGUUGCUAGAGGAAGGAAACAUUUUGCCUAUUUGAAAAUUGAAAUAUUUAACUAUCCCACAUCGUAAACCAUCCUUAACCACUUAUAUAUAUCAGUUAAAUUUGGGGUGGUGGUGGUAUAUAUUGAUUUCGAAGGUCUAGCAUCCUUUCAUUGCUGGUAGUAUAAUAUGGUGACAUUUAAAAAGCAGUAUAGAGCAUUGUAUGUCAGUAUUUGGCACUUUUAUAUACUUAAGUCAGUGAAACUAUUUUGGGUAUAGUAGCAUAAGGAAAUAAAAUUCAAAAGAAGGAAAAAAGUUACAUGCAACACAAAACUUGCUCAUUAUAACAUUUUUAUACAGAGUGAAAGAAAUUAUAGUUUGAAAGUCCAGCAUUAGAUAACGAAAUAAAAUGACAUGUAUCAACUUGAUGGCAAAACAUGUAGUUAUUAAAAAUUAUUUUAAAUGAUGAUAAAGGUUUUAGGUAUGUGAAAAAAAUGUUGCCCCUCAAAACCAGAAGAUAGACAUUACAAAUGCAGUAUAAACACUGAAUGCAGCUCUUUCAAAGAGAGGCACUUUAGCAUAGCGACUAAAAGCACAGUUACUGGGGACAAACUCCCCCAGUUUGAACCUUGGCUCUGCCAGGUAGCAUGUGGCCUUGGACAAGUUGUUUAAGCUUUGUGUGCUUUGGUUUCAACAUCUAUAAAACGAGAAUGGUAGUAUAAGUCCCUCAUAGGAUUAUUGUGAGUCCAUAUAUGUUCAUAUAUGUAAAGUGAGUCCAUACCAAGUUCAUAUAUGUAAAGCAUCUUGGAAAAAUACCUGGUACUUAGUUAUUGUUAAAUAAGUAUCCACAGAUUCAAGUUUGGAAAGGAAGAGAAAAACAUGAAAAUAAGUGUCUUUUUUGUCAUUACAUAUAUUAUCUUUUUAA
This is a messenger RNA of Prionailurus viverrinus (fishing cat), 3986 nucleotides long. It is a transcript of the gene PUS7L, whose product is annotated as pseudouridine synthase 7 like. The record is from RefSeq and is a predicted model, not a curated record. Bases 191 to 2290 code for a protein of 699 amino acids. Gene Ontology annotation, biological process: pseudouridine synthesis. Gene Ontology annotation, molecular function: RNA binding; pseudouridine synthase activity. The transcript is spliced from 9 exons. NCBI's taxonomy places the organism in Eukaryota, Metazoa, Chordata, Mammalia, Carnivora, Felidae. Gene Ontology annotation, cellular component: nucleus.